Molecule: messenger RNA, 1506 nt
Organism: Diaporthe amygdali
Lineage: Eukaryota; Fungi; Ascomycota; Sordariomycetes; Diaporthales; Diaporthaceae
Product: wsc domain-containing protein
Exons: 4
Coding region: 1-1506 (501 amino acids)
Source: RefSeq, a predicted model, not a curated record
AUGAACUCCAAGCAGCUCCUCUCCCUCGGAGCUACGGUCGCCCUCUUCGGCGGCCAGGCCUCUGCCUUCUGGCGCAUGGAGUGCCGCGGCGUCAGUGGACAGGCUCGUAUCGACCCUCUGGUCAACCCAGGAGUCGCUGCUGAUCACAUCCACGAGAUCUUCGGCUCUGGCGGCUUUAGCGAGACCACCGACUAUGCUUCCCUCGUUGGAGCCAACUGCACCUCGUGUGGUGCGACCGAGGACAAGUCGGCCUACUGGACUCCCAUCCCCUACUUCAAGGACGCUUCUACUGGCGAGUAUGAGGCCGUCGCUGAUGUCGGCGGUAUGCUUGCGUACUACUUCUUGAACGGCGACGACAUCAAGGCUUUCCCCCAGGGAUUCCGCAUGAUUGCCGGAGACACCAACCGCCGUAACUACUCGGUUGGUGACGGUGACUACCAGGCGCCCGACCCUGAUAAGUCGUCUUGGAAGGCCCUGAACCAGGUCGGUCAGGCUGAUUUGGCCCAACGGGCACUUGGUUUCAAUUGCCUGGACUACUCUAAGGCAGCAGAGGGCUCUCUGUACCGUCACUUCCUGCCCUCCAAGGACUACAUCGAUAGCAACUGCCCCGACGGAAUCCGCUUCGAGCUCAUGUUCCCGUCGUGCUGGGACGGCAAGAACCUGGACUCCGAUAACCACAAGGACCAUGUCGCUUACCCUGACCUGGUCAUGAAUGGUGACUGUCCCUCGGACUUCCCUGUCCGCUUGCCUGGCCUCUUCUACGAGACAAUCUGGGACAUGCACAGCUUCAGCGACCGCGACGGCAUCUUCGUUAUGUCUAACGGUGACCCUUACGGAUUCGGCUACCACGGUGACUUCAUCAUGGGCUGGGAAGAGAACGACAGCUUCACGCUUCAGGACGCCGUUGACACUUGCACUGCCAGCUCUGGCCGGAUUCAGGAUUGCCCUCUCUUCACCAUCCAGGACCAAGCGACCCAGCAAGAGUGCAAGAUCGACCUCCCUGGAGCGCUCCUGAAGGAGGAUACUGCUGGCCCACUGAGCAGCCUCCCCGGAGAUGUUCCUAUCUUCUGGGGCCCGGGUCCUGCCUCUGCUGCCUCCUCCGAGACAAUCGUUCCCACGUCCAUCGUCAUGCCCACGCUCACCUACUCUGCCGGCUCAACUGCGUCUGUCAACGGCAGCUUCUUGCCAGGUAAUGCCUUCAAGGCCGCCAGCACCGGCACAGCCACGCCCAUGGCUGAGGCCGUUAAGGGAGCUGCCAUCGUCACCCCUGCCAUUUCCUCAGCGCCUGCUGGCGAGACCGCGAUUCCUACGGCCACCUCUUACGUGACCACUACCCUCGCCGACGGCACCGUUAUGGUCAACGAGAUUGUCUACGAGGAGGUGAUUGACUACGUCACCACCGCUACGACUACCACUGUCUUCGUCGACCCCACCGAGGCCCCUGCGGCUCGCCGCCGAAGUGCUCAUGCCCACAACCGCCGACACGUCCAUGGUCGCGUGCACUAA